Molecule: messenger RNA, 3672 nt
Organism: Thrips palmi
Lineage: Eukaryota; Metazoa; Arthropoda; Insecta; Thysanoptera; Thripidae
Product: probable protein phosphatase CG10417
Exons: 12
Coding region: 148-2367 (739 amino acids)
Biological process (GO): protein dephosphorylation
Molecular function (GO): cation binding; protein serine/threonine phosphatase activity
Source: RefSeq, a predicted model, not a curated record
GUCGUUGACUAUGGCAGCCUAGACGUGCAGCACGAGUCUGCAGUCUCCCGCCCGCAGUUUGUUGAUUUUGGCCGGCGAGUCUUCGAGGGUGCGACUGUUUGAUGCCCAUUUCCUCGACGUGUCUCUGAUACCUGCCUUUCCGUUGCCAUGGGUGCCUAUUUGUCAGAGCCCCUGACGGAGAAGACGUCCAGCGACGAGUCCAACGAGUACUUGCAGUGCGGCCUGAGUUCCAUGCAGGGCUGGCGCAUGACGCAGGAGGACGCCCACAAUGCAGUAUUAAAUUUUGACGAUGGAACAUCAUUGUUUGCGGUCUACGAUGGGCACGGAGGGCAUGAAGUCGCUGCAUAUUGUGCAGAAAAUUUUCCAAAAUUUUUGAAAGAGGUUGAAGAGUAUAAAAAUGGUGACUUUUUGGAGGCUCUCAAACAAGCCUUUUUAGGGUUCGACAAUACACUCACAAAGCCAGAAAUCAUUUCUGUUCUUAAAAUGUUAGCAAAUAACAAAGAGGAAGGCCAAUCUUCAGAUGAAGAAGAGGAAGAAGUAAGCAAUCUUGAAGAAGAAGCUUGUAUGCCGAUAGAGGAACUUCUUGCCAAGUACAAAAGUGAAGGAGGACUUGCUAUCAAAAGAUUGAAAGACGGGACCCAACCUGCAUCACCUUACUUGAAAGCUAGGAGAGGAAAUAGUUCUGGUGCUGGUUGUUCAAGCUCAUCAGAUGAAGGUUCCAGCUCUGGUGCUGGUUGUAGUUCAUCAUCCAAUAGUGACCAAGUUUCCAGCUCCUCUGCUAAUGUUUCAGCUGGGCCCUCCAAUUCUAACGAAGUAAACUCCAGUGAUGAUGUACCAGAUACCCAAACAGCUAGCCCUGAUGUAGGCUCUUCAGGUGAUGUCAAAGAGAAAGAAGAGAAAGAUGUUGGUUCAUCGUCAGGUGAUGCGGAAGUGAAAACAGAGGUUAAAGCUGAAGUUAAGAGUGAAAAAGAUACGGACUCAAGUGUGUCCAGUGGCAGUGGUGGAAGUGGUGCUCAACAGAAUGGUGCUGUUGAUAGCACUGAUAAAAAGGGUGUAAAUGGUGAUGUCAACCAUGAUAUCAAACAGGAGGAGUCAGAUAGCAGAAAUGAUGCAGUCUCGUCAAGUUCUCCCUCUAAAGAUGGAGCAGUAAAUGGUGAAGUUACCCCUAGCCAAGAGAAGAGGGUGAAAGGGAAGGGAAAGGCUAAGGAUAAGUCUCCUCGUCCAGAUCCUGAAGCUGACGAAUCUCCCAAGCAAUCCAAGCCAGUACGAACAACCAGAAUUAGCACUUUACAAAUGUACCGCAGUAUCCUUAAAGCACAAAAAGACAUGGAAGAUGAAGAUUCAGAGGACACAGAAGAUGAGGAUGAUACCACUUUUGAUGGUGGUGUAGCAGAAAGCAGUGAUGAAGAUGUGGACGGGGAGGAGGAAGAGGAUGAUGACGAGGAAGAUGAGGACGAUGAUGAAGACGACGAUGACGAUAGUGUGGAUGAGGAAGAUGAGGAUUGUGACUUUGCUAUGGGCUUAAAAGAAGAGCCCGGUGCCGAUAGUGGAUGCACUGCUGUUGUUGCCCUCCUUAAAGGCAGAGACUUAUAUGUUGCAAAUGCUGGUGAUUCCCGAUGUGUUGUGUGUCGCAAUGGAACGGCUGUUGAGAUGAGUCUGGAUCAUAAGCCAGAGGAUGCCUCAGAGUGGCAACGUAUUACUAACGCUGGUGGAAAAGUUACUUGUGAUGGAAGAGUAAAUGGAGGACUCAACCUUUCUCGUGCUAUAGGUGAUCAUGCUUACAAGCAAAAUAAGGAGAAAGAAGCAACUGAGCAGAUGAUCACAGCUCUACCAGAUAUCAAAACUCUAAGAAUCAAUCCUGAUGUUGAUGAGUUCAUGGUGUUGGCUUGUGAUGGUAUCUGGAACUAUUUGUCCAGUCAGGAUGUGGUUGACUUCGUACGUAAGAGGAUUCAAGAGGGAAAGCUUAAAAUGUCUCAAAUUUGUGAAGAGCUUUUCGACCAUUGUCUUGCACCAAACACUUUAGGUGAUGGAACAGGUUGUGACAAUAUGACAGCUGUCAUAGUGAAGUUCCGGCCUGAAUUGUCGAAGCUUCCAGUCACAUUAACAACUGAUUCUGUGUUUGAUGAACCAAUCAAAAAUGAAAAGAUUGAUAGCGCUGGAGAAGCUGAAGCCAAGCCUGUUAAAGAAGGCAAAGAAGUUCCCAGUGAUGAAGUGAGCACAUCCAACUCCCUCAAAAGGUCUGCCCCAGCUAAUGAUUCUGAAGCAUCAAAUGGAGCAGAACAUCCAGAGAAAAAACUGAAGACAGAGUCAGGAGAUGCUGGCCAGAGUUCUUCAAUAGACUCUGAGGCUGUUGCAGUUGAAGUGUAAUUUAAGUCCAUGGUGAAGUGUUUUAUGGUUACCCUCCUCGAGGCGUAAAUGUAGAAAAGACUGAUCCAGUAGGCCACUGCUGGGCCUAUCUGAUGAAUGACUGUUAAACUUUCAGCACUCAACCUUAAGUUUGUUUGAAGGAAUCCAUUAAGUGGUUUAUUUUUCCUUCUGUUGUGUUGGCAUAUCAACAUGAAAAGAGACAAAUCUCCCACUGUAAAUUUAGAUUAUGUGUAUGUAUGUGUGAGGAUGUGAUAUAUUGAUUGAUUCUGAGUGAUUCUGAAUGAAUGUGAUGAGCGAUAAAUGUAUUCUUAAGUAAACUUGAAUGGAAUCAACCAUAUGCAAGGCUUGUUGAAGUUCCCUGUUAAUUUUAUCUCUCUAGAAUUUUCCAAUCAUUCUUAUACUUCAAAAGGGGCAAAGUAUCUUUUAAUUUUUCUGAUAUUGAAAUCAGGUUGCUGCUACCUUUAAUCUGGCCUCUUUUUUUUUUUGACAUCUUUUUUCUGUUUGUUCAAUUCGUAAAACAGUUUUCCAUUGGCAUACCAAUAUUUGGUAGCCAUCUAGAUGGUUUGUCGAAGUGCUUUGCCCUGAUCCUGGUGACCAAGUACUCUUCUUGCACUGCAGUUAAUGUUGCACAUCUUUGGAUCAUACACAUGUAACUUUGUUAUUGUAUGCCAUCUGAUCAUUGUGUGUAAUUCUGCCUUGCCUGUUACUUCUUAUUUAUUUGUUUUAUCAUUCACCUUCUUGUGAAGUGAAUGAUUUAUUUUUUUGUGCCAAGGAAAAAGUGAUAACAAUUAUGUUUUUUGUUUGUAUUUGUGUACACCUCUUUGGCCGUUUGAGUGGGCAGUGUCACUUUGACCAUGAUCAUUGUAAUUUGUUCCUACAGUGAUAGGGUGCUCUUUAGCAGAUAAAUUUCUGUCCUUGCUGCAUUCUUAUAAUGCAGUUGUGAAUGUUUAGACACUCCAUUGGAGGUAUUUUGUGUGUACCAUAGUGCUAGCUUGUCUUUUUCAGACAUUAAUUUGCUUUCACCCUCCUUUCCCUUAUUGCAGUUAAACUUAUUUCCCAGUGCAGCAGGCAUUGUCUUUUUAGGUAAAGCUGUUCCUUUUUACUCGGUGAAUUUUUAUUUUAUUAAUUGUAGACUCCCUGUAUGUUUUUCUUGCUGAAUGCUUUGUGUAUCUUGCAGUGCUGUGCUGUUGGUGUUUUCCUUCAGUGUAAAUGUCCAUUCCAAAUUUGACAGGUAGUCUUUUUAAAGAAAAAACAACAAAAAAAAAAACAAGUGUCAAAUGAUGCAGUAAAGGCAUUUUCAAACUC